UGAACUCGGGGUUUGGAGGACCACGGGGGAGAAGAUGGUAGUACCAAGGGAAGCGGCCACUGCCUACCUCCAACAGCUACAUCGCCUCACCCACCUGGGGGCCAAACACCUCAGCUCCACCAGCCAGGCCACUGGACAUUAUGUCAAAGGACUUGAUCGCCUCUCAGAGGAAGUAGUCAAACAAUGCAAGGCAUGCCAGCUAGUAAACAUACACCCAUCCCAGGUCGGGGCGGGACAAAGACUGAGGGGAGAUCGGCCAGGAAGUUACUGGGAGGUAGAUUUCACAGAGGUGAAACCUGCCCGCUACGGUUAUAAAUAUCUCUUAGUCUUCAUAGAUACCUUCUCAGGGUGGGUAGAAGCCUUUCCCACCAAGAGGGAGACUGCAACCGUAGUCGCCAAGAAGAUCUUGGAAGAUAUCUUCCCUCGGUUUGGAGUUCCAAAGGUAAUCGGAUCAGACAACGGUCCGGCCUUCGUUGCCCAGGCUGAAGGCUCUCGAGACUGUCCAAAAGGAGGUGUGGACCCCCCUGGCUGCCCUCUACCAACCAGGAGAACUACAGAUUCCCCAUCAGUUCCAGGUUGGGGACUUCGUCUACAUCAGACGCCAUCGAGCUGCCAACCUCGAGCCGAGGUGGAAGGGACCCCACCUGGUAUUGCUGACAACCCCGACAGCGGUCAAGGUAGAUGGCGUAGCUGCUUGGAUCCACGCCUCCCACGUCAAGCGAGCACCCCCUUCAGAUGACACCUACCAUGGAUGGGCUGCAGAGA
Molecule: messenger RNA, 765 nt
Organism: Myotis myotis
Lineage: Eukaryota; Metazoa; Chordata; Mammalia; Chiroptera; Vespertilionidae
Product: protein NYNRIN-like
Exons: 2
Coding region: 35-739 (234 amino acids)
Biological process (GO): DNA integration
Molecular function (GO): RNA stem-loop binding
Source: RefSeq, a predicted model, not a curated record